GGCACCCCGUGCGCCGGCCGCGCGCGCUGGCCCCGCUCCUUGCCAUACCCGCCUCCCCGGGCGGGGCUUUUUGUUAGUUGCCCCGGGGCGGCAGGGCGCUGCUGGUUCCGCGUUCAGCCACAGCCCAUUUGCGCCGCGCAGGUCCUUGUGGCUGCAUUGCCCCCCCGAAGCGGCGGCGCUUUUAUUGCAGCGGCGCAGCAAGCUAGUGCAGUUUCCUCCUUUCGGGGUAUCAAACAAUCUAGUGGCCGGUCUCGAAAGCUCUGCCUGCCCCCGGUUUCGUUUGGCGAUGCUGGUCAAGCAACAGAAAUAUCGUCCCC
Molecule: messenger RNA, 317 nt
Organism: Amoebophrya sp. A120
Lineage: Eukaryota; Dinophyceae; Syndiniales; Amoebophryaceae
Source: the annotation of a GenBank genome assembly